AUGUGCGCAACUGCCCGUAUGGUGGUUACCAACUCCGUGGCGAGCAUGAUCCCGCCGGCCCGAAUUACCGCGGCACGGCGAAACACCAUGUCGGAACACCCGACGGGGGACGACCCGCCCAGGUGGAGUGGCACCUGCCUCCGGUAUGGUCCGCCUACAAAGCUGCGUCAGUAUAUCUGGCCAGUCGGUCAAGUACUCGGUAGGCUCUCGCCGACUCCCUUGAUGCGGUGGGGUAGCCGGUUUACAACCUGCCCACACCUUUCGGUGCUAUAUAGACUAUAUCUUAAGCAUUCGUUGGACUCCUCCCAUGGUACCGUUACAGAGCCGGGGUUAGCUGCGGAUUACCCAUUUCGACUUUCGUCUCAUCUGCACGAUUAUUACCCGGACCGGAAAGUCCUUCAACGGCGCCUUUCGGCUAAGGACGGGCAAAGCGGCCGAACCGGUCUAUGCACAUUGUCCCCAUUCCGCCUUGUGUCGCCAUCACCGCAUAUGACUAGCUACGUAUUUACCUUCUACGUAACUCGCUCCACGUCGCGCAGCCCGUUACCGCAACAGCGGCGCUGUCGACACAACGACUAUCUCCUUGAGAGACAGUCGGUUAGGGCGCCGCGCCUAUCCCUUCGCCACAAAGUGGCGUUGGGAUAG
This is a messenger RNA of Guyanagaster necrorhizus, 645 nucleotides long. RefSeq lists its product as uncharacterized. The coding region runs from base 1 to 645 and encodes 214 amino acids. The transcript is spliced from 5 exons. The record is from RefSeq and is a predicted model, not a curated record. Lineage: Eukaryota; Fungi; Basidiomycota; Agaricomycetes; Agaricales; Physalacriaceae.